Molecule: messenger RNA, 2147 nt
Organism: Populus nigra (black poplar)
Lineage: Eukaryota; Viridiplantae; Streptophyta; Magnoliopsida; Malpighiales; Salicaceae
Product: SNF1-related protein kinase regulatory subunit beta-1-like
Exons: 4
Coding region: 355-1215 (286 amino acids)
Molecular function (GO): protein binding
Source: RefSeq, a predicted model, not a curated record
AAAGACCGAAAUAAAACUUCUACCAUAUCUAAUAUUUUAUCUGUCAGCAUAAGUCUCUUCCUCCUCCUAUCGUUAUCCAUUAUUAUUUCUCCCUAAGCUCCCCGUCCUCUGCAACACAGUUAAACUAUCGAUCCCAUUCGACUACAUCAGUUUUGUAUCACUACCACACCAAUCUCCUCUCCGCACACACGUUUCUUGUUAUUUUAUAUAAAAAAGGAAAAAAAAACUGUAUUAUUAUCAUACUGUGAUAUAUUUUUACCAUCGUCCAACAACAACUACCUUUUUUUUUUUGCUGAUUUUGGGUUAACUUUAGAUCUGUACUGUACGUGGAUUAAAGGCUAGAAAGUCUUAGUAAUGGGAAAUGCGAACGGUAGAGAGGAAGGAGAGAGAGACGACGGAGAAGGGUUAGAAAACGGUGAGUCAUCGUCGGUGAUUCGAAGUGGGGCGUCGAGUACACGGACAUCGGUUUCAAUAUUGGCUACUAAUGAUCAUAACCAUAGAAAUACUAUUCCUCCUGAUCAUGCUCCUGCUCGAUCCACAUCGCCUUUCUUGUUCGCUCCACAGGUUCCUGUUGCUCCCUUGCAGAGGCCUGAUGGCCCCCCUUCUUUUGAUCAGAUGUGGCAGAAUGAGGCUCCUGAGGUUGGUGAUGAAGGCCAACCCCCUGAGCAAGGAAUCCCUACAAUUAUCACAUGGAGCUAUGGAGGAAACGAUGUGGAUGUUGAAGGAUCAUGGGACAACUUUACAUCAAGGAAAAAGUUACAAAGAUCUGGUAAGGAUCAUUCUAUUCUUAUGGUCCUCCCACCAGGCAUAUACCAUUGUAAGUUCAUAGUGGAUGGAGAGUGGAGAUAUAUUCCAGAUCUUCCUGUAGUGACUGAUGAAAUGGGCUGUGUAUGUAAUCUUCUUGAUGUUCAUGAUUUUGUGCCUGAAAACCUUGACACUGUGGUUGAUUUUGAGGCUCCACCAUCUCCAGACUCCACUUACAGUCAAGCAUUUCCAGCUGAGGUUGAUUUUGCAAAGGAGCCUUUAGCAGUUCCACCGCAGGUACAUCUAACAGUCCUUGAUGAAGCUUCUUCUUCCAAGCCUCGACAUGUUGUGCUGAACCACCUUUACAUUGAGAAAGGUUGGGCAUCUCAGUCUCUAGUUGCUCUUGGACUGACUCAUAGAUUCCAAUCCAAGUAUGUCACUGUUUGCCUUUUUAAGCCACUCAAAAGGUAGCACCCUCCCACUUUCCAUCUGUGACUCUGUGAAGGAAUCACUUUCACGAUACAGUUCCUUUAGGGUUUUCUCUGUUUAUAGAAUUACUCAAGCUUUACAUGUUUCAUGUAGUAGUUAAAUUUUCUUUCUUUCAAGCAUUCCUGUUUCCUCAAUAUCAUUAUCAGGAAGGUCCACACGGUUUAAAAAUGAGUUAUAUACAUUAGUUAUCAGAUUCUUUUAUUGGAACCAUUGAAUGUAGUCCUUUAGAGGAGAGUGGCUUUCAGGUUCGAACUUGAAAUUCAACCUAAGCCACUUAUAGGUGAAGUUUGAAAUUCCCUCUAAUUCCCUCUCCCCUUAUGGCUACUAACUCUUCUAGUUGACCUAUAUUGGCUUGGUAAAGGUAUGAGCGACCUUUUUUUCAGUCAGACACUAUCAGCCUGCUGUGCAAGUUCCGCAUUUGGUUGAUGGUGGUUACAAUUGAUGUGCGGUGCUUAUUGAAUUUGUGCUAGUGUAAAGUAAUAAAGUGCCCUACCAGCUCAUCAAAAGUUGUUCUUUCCUGAGCUUGGAUUAUUUCAUGCCAGUUCAACUUAUUACUUUGCAUCCAACCCUGUUCAACUUAUUUCACACCAUUUCAAGUUAUGGUUUUUCUUUUCAAAAAAUAGUAUCUCAGCCUCCCAGGAGCAUCAAGGAACCUGGCAUAUUUAUCUGCACGUACUUAUUGCAGUGAAAAGCCAUGAUCCUAGAAAUAACGUCUGAUGUCGAAAAUAACAGGAACAAUUGAUUCUGAUCAUUAACUCAGCUGUGAUUUGUAUAGUUUUUCUGCAAUUUACUGAUCAUGUUGGUUCUGCAAAUUGUGACUGCUCAACAGGCAGUUUGAGCUUGAAAAGGUUAGAGAAUUCUUAUGCUAUUUGUAUUUGGAUGUCUUAUUUAUUUAUUGGUGCUUUGUUUCUACA